This is a messenger RNA of Equus quagga, 3631 nucleotides long. It is a transcript of the gene KLHL31, whose product is annotated as kelch like family member 31. Gene Ontology annotation, biological process: negative regulation of protein phosphorylation. NCBI's taxonomy places the organism in Eukaryota, Metazoa, Chordata, Mammalia, Perissodactyla, Equidae. Gene Ontology annotation, cellular component: cytoplasm; nucleus. The transcript has 3 exons. Gene Ontology annotation, molecular function: protein binding. The record is from RefSeq and is a predicted model, not a curated record. The coding region runs from base 284 to 2188 and encodes 634 amino acids.
CCAAAGAGGGAGAGAAGGGCUCACACUGCUGCUCUGGGCAGGCAAGAGAGCGCAGGCCUGGCCACCUUAUCCAGUGUGACGGCAGAGGGUCACUCUAAAAACUGCUGCUGCUGGGACUUGUCAGGUGGCUUCUGGUGGCUCCCCACCGGCUUUUCCUUCUCCCUUUCUCUCGCCACAGAUUGCUUCUCGAGAGGAGUCUGCUGCUGAAACUUCAUCGUCACCAGUUGGGGACACGACUUCACACAGGAGGCAAGCUCUUGCCUGCGACAGUGUGUUUGCCAACAUGGCCCCCAAAAAGAAGACUGUCAGAAAGAACAAAGGGGAUAUCAAUGAGAUGACCAUAAUUGUAGAAGAUAGCCCCCUAAACAAACUGAAUGCUCUGAAUGGGCUUCUAGAGGGAGGCAAUGGCCUUAGCUGCAUUUCUUCUGAAUUGACAGAUGCUUCUUAUGGCCCCAACCUCUUGGAAGGUUUAAGUAAAAUGCGGCAGGAGAGCUUCCUUUGCGACUUAGUCAUUGGCACCAAAACCAAAUCUUUUGACGUUCACAAGUCAGUGAUGGCUUCAUGCAGUGAGUACUUUUACAACAUCCUUAAAAAAGACCCGUCUACUCAGAGGGUGGAUCUCAAUGAUAUCUCACCGCUAGGCCUGGCCACUGUCAUUGCAUAUGCCUACACAGGAAAGCUGACUCUCUCCUUGUACACAAUAGGAAGCAUUAUUUCUGCUGCUGUUUAUCUUCAGAUCCAUACCCUUGUAAAGAUGUGCAGUGAUUUUCUGAUACGAGAGAUGAGUGUUGAGAAUUGCAUGUACGUCGCUAACAUUGCUGAAACAUACUCCCUGAAAAACGCGAAAGCAGCAGCCCAAAAAUUUAUCCGGGAUAACUUCCUGGAAUUCGCAGAAUCAGAUCAGUUUAUGAAACUUACAUUUGAGCAAAUUAACGAGCUUCUCAUAGAUGAUGACUUACAGUUGCCUUCUGAAAUAGUAGCAUUCCAGAUUGCAAUGAAAUGGUUAGAAUUUGACCAAAAGAGAGUGAAAUAUGCUGCAGAUCUUUUGAGCAAUAUUCGCUUUGGUACCAUCUCUGCGCAAGACCUGGUCAAUUACGUUCAGUCCGUACCCAGAAUGAUGCAAGAUGCUGAUUGUCACAGACUUCUUGUAGAUGCUAUGAACUACCACUUACUCCCGUAUCAUCAAAACACAUUGCAGUCUAGGCGCACGAGAAUCCGUGGGGGCUGUCGAGUCCUCGUCACUGUUGGGGGACGUCCAGGCCUUACUGAGAAGUCCCUUAGUAGAGACAUCUUGUAUAGAGACCCUGAAAAUGGAUGGAGCAAGCUUACAGAAAUGCCAGCCAAGAGUUUCAAUCAGUGUGUGGCUGUGAUGGACGGAUUUCUUUACGUGGCCGGUGGUGAAGACCAGAAUGAUGCAAGAAAUCAAGCCAAGCAUGCAGUCAGCAAUUUCUGCAGAUACGAUCCCCGCUUCAACACCUGGAUACACCUGGCCAGCAUGAACCAGAAGCGCACGCACUUCAGCCUGAGCGUGUUCAACGGGCUCCUUUACGCCGUGGGCGGCCGCAAUACAGAAGGCAGCCUGGCCUCGCUGGAGUGCUACGUGCCCUCCACCAACCAGUGGCAGCCGAAGACACCCCUGGAGGUGGCGCGCUGCUGCCACGCCAGCGCGGUCACCGACGGCCGGGUGCUGGUGACUGGCGGCUACAUCGGCACUGCGUACUCGCGCUCGGUGUGCGCCUACGACCCGGCCAGCGACGCGUGGCAGGAGCUGCCGGGCCUGAGCACGCCCCGAGGCUGGCACUGCGCCGUCACGCUAGGCGACAGGGUGUAUGUGAUGGGGGGCAGCCAGCUGGGGCCGCGCGGGGAGCGCGUGGACGUGCUGCCGGUGGAGUGCUACAGCCCCGCCUCGGGCCAGUGGAGCUUCGCGGCGCCGCUGCCGGUGGGCGUGAGCACGGCGGGCGCCUCGGCGCUGCACGGGCGCGCCUACCUGCUGGGCGGCUGGAACGAGGGCGAGAAGAAGUACAAGAAAUGCAUCCAGUGCUUCAGCCCCGAGCUCAACGAGUGGACGGAGGACGACGAGCUGCCCGAGGCCACCGUGGGCGUGUCCUGCUGCACCCUCUCCAUGCCCAACAGCGUGACCCGGGAAUCCCGAGCCAGCUCGGUGUCCUCGGUGCCAGUCAGUAUCUGAACCCCGGUAGACGCGGGGACGCAGGAAGACCCAAUAUUUAUUCGUGGUUAACCUUUGACUUAGCGAAAAGGAAAAUAUAUAACAUUUACUACAAUGAUUGUAUUUUAAAAUGUAUCGAGCCAUAUAUCUUGCUGGUUUUCAGUUCCUGGUGUGGCAUAAUCUACCUCUGUGUCAAUUUUUUUUUUUUUUAAGCAAAAUGCAGAGCCAUCACCGACAAAGAAAAUAAAAUAAUUUAUUUCAGCGGCCGCUGGGUGGCAGACAGAAUUCCUGGUAGGCGCUCUCCCAUCGUGGCUCGUUCCUGCGUGUAGAGCGGUUACACCCACAUUUGAAUUUUUUCUUCUACACUUUAGUACACAUGAAGCUUACGUGAGUAAGCGACUUCACAUACAAAAGUUUAUUUUCCUCUGUUUUUUCUUUAGAAAAUUGAAAAUAUUCAUUUAUGGAUUUUGUUUUGAAAUGGAAAUCCGUCUCUAUCCAUCAAGACAAGAUUUAAUUCUGUAUUUCAGUGCGGUUUCUUUUCCUAUACGUGACUGAGUACAGGAUUUUGAAAGGCAGCCCAUGACAAAGUCAUAAAGCGUAGAACAAAGUCGGACUGGAAAGGGCUGACAGGCUAACCCGGAGACCGGCACUUUUGCUUAGCGCUGACUCCCUCUUCCUCCAUUCCCUGGGCCCCAGUGUAUUUUUUAUCAUAAAAUCCUGCUUUCAGAAAAGGAACUGAUGUUAGUCAUUUAACUUACAGUGUAAAUUUAAAUCAUUUUGUUGUAUCUCCUAAAAGUAUUUGCACUUUCACCCUUGUCCCUUAUUAAUGGAGUUGCCAAGUCUCAUGGGAGCCCCUCCCUCCUCCGAAAAACUACACGAAGAUGGUUAAAGGCAACCUUGACCCUAAUGUAAUCCUGGGAAAAACACCAACUAAAACUGUGUCCGUAAGGAUCGUUAACUGAAAGCUUAUAUAGCCUAAAGGUUAUACAACCAACAGGAGUAAUUCGAUUUCUUGCACUCUUUUAUGUGGAUGAGAAUGAAGAAAACACUUGGAAUUCUCGGAUUUGACAAUAACAGGCUGAAUGGAUUCUCCUGCUGGUAAAUGCCAUUGUGUUCCAUUUCAUAGCAGUCCUCCUGAUUUCUUAAUUAAAAUUCUAACACAUUCAUUUCACAUACAAAUAUUAAAAUAAGAUACGCCCAUUCUAUUCUGUCUUUUUAAAUCUCACCUGUUCCAAAUUAGCUUUGCAAAGUAAAGUUUAUCCACUCAAUAUCAUUUUUCUUAUAUGUUUUCCAAGUUUUGGAGCAAGGGAAUGAUUGUAGUAAAUGAUAUUUAUUUUCCUUUCUUAUAAUUUAUCACUUUAUUCUUUGAUAGUUGAUUUGUUUUGGAGAGGAAGUGGCCUAUCAAUUAUGGGUUACGUGCAAUUGGAUUUUGAAACAUAAAACAAACUAAGCGGUUAAACAUGA